This is a messenger RNA of Camelina sativa (false flax), 2431 nucleotides long. Its product is annotated as putative zinc transporter At3g08650. Gene Ontology annotation, molecular function: zinc ion transmembrane transporter activity. Gene Ontology annotation, biological process: zinc ion transmembrane transport. Gene Ontology annotation, cellular component: membrane. NCBI's taxonomy places the organism in Eukaryota, Viridiplantae, Streptophyta, Magnoliopsida, Brassicales, Brassicaceae. The record is from RefSeq and is a predicted model, not a curated record.
AGGGGAUAUUCGUGUGAAAAUGUUUUGGGUUGAAUGAUUUAUCCCAAAGUAUCCUCCAAAGUCCAAACCGAGAAGGGAUUUGGUCGUCGCAGUAGGGUUCUUCCUUUUUCAAAUAAUUUCUUCCUUUUCAUCACAUCUCCUCUUAAUUCUUAUUCAUCUCUUGAAAUUUUUUUUUUCUGCUCAUGUACGUCCGAUCCAAUAUUUUUCGUGCUCCAAUUUUUUCCUCUGCCGGGAACAGUUACAUCCUAUUGAUGCAGUUUUGAUUCCUACAGAGCCUUUGGAGUUUAUUUGGUAUUAUUCCCUUUAAUUUAUCGAGCGUUUUUCUCAAAUCUCUUGUAAGGAGAAAACUUGCUUGAAGAAGAUCUUUCAGCAUCAAAAAAUGAUGCAUUCAGGCUGCAAACGACUACUUCUGCCGCUUCUAUUCUUAUUCUUCGUUGUAUUCGUUGGGAACACCGCCGGCGCAGAUUCUCAAUGGGAGGUUUCACAUAAAGUUAGAGCUUCACCCCAUGAAAACAUGGGACGGAAUGUUAUUGACGGAAGUGGUGUAGAGAAAACCUUACAUGACAUAGGAAUGGGUGACAAGAGAGGCAGUCACAGCAAAGUUUCUGUCUCCACUGUUGCCUUGUUCACCUUGGCAAUGGCUGCUGCCACUGGGUUAGGUGCAGUGCCCUUCUUCUUUGUUGAACUUGAUCCUCAAUGGGCUGGAAUAUGCAAUGGCAUGGCGGCUGGUGUUAUGUUGGCUGCUAGCUUUGAUCUUGUAAAGGAAGGGCAGGAGCAUGGCUCUGGUAACUGGGUUGUUAUUGGGAUUCUAGCCGGUGCUUUGUUCAUCUGGCUCUGCAAGAAGAUUCUUGAACAAUAUGGUGAAGUUAGCAUGCUGGAUAUUAAAGGUGCAGAUGCAACUAAAGUUGUUCUCGUCAUAGGAAUUAUGACACUUCAUUCUUUUGGGGAAGGAUCUGGGGUUGGUGUAUCGUUCGCUGGUUCAAAGGGUUUUAGUCAAGGGCUUCUGGUCACUUUGGCCAUAGCUGUCCAUAACAUUCCAGAAGGGUUGGCUGUUAGCAUGGUGCUGGCAUCAAGGGGUGUUUCUCCACAAAAUGCCAUGCUCUGGAGUAUAAUAACAUCCUUACCUCAGCCUAUCGUCGCUGUGCCAGCUUUUUUAUGCGCUGAUGCGUUUAGCAAGUUUUUGCCUUUUUGCACUGGAUUUGCUGCCGGAUGCAUGAUUUGGAUGGUUAUUGCUGAAGUGCUUCCUGAUGCAUUUAAGGAAGCGUCUCCGUCGCAAGUGGCAUCUGCAGCCACAAUAUCAGUAGCUUCCAUGGAAGCUCUUAGCACUCUUUUCGAGAGUUUCACACAUGAUUACAACUCAGAGGAUGCCUCUGGCUUCUUCGUUUCACUCCUCUUUGGUCUGGGUCCAUUGCUUGGGGGUGUAUUUCUGGUUGCAUCGGCAGUCACCUUCCGCCUCCAGCACGCCCUUCUCAUGGGAGUAGCCUCAGGCAUUGCUUUUGUCCUUGGUCUUUGGCGUCCGCUUCAACUACUGGUAUCCGCAAAAAUGGGAUUCAUCCCUCUGCUUAGUCUACUUGCAGUUGGAGCUGGACUGAGCCAUUUCAUUAGCUCGAGCAUCCUGAAUGUAACUUGUCGAAAAAAGUCCGGGGCAGGCAGUUUAAUAAACCCUGUAACCAAUUUUCCAACCAGUGUGAUAACACUCCAAUCAUUAUUAGCAUGUGGAGCGGUUGGGUUCCAUGCACUAGCCGAGGGGCUUGCUCUUGGGGUAGCUGCUCCAAAUGCUUAUGGACUUGGCAGACACAUGGUUCUCCCGGUUUCCCUACACGGGCUUCCUAGAGGGACAGCGGUUGCAAGCUGUGUCUUUGGGGCUACUGACAGUUGGCACGCAGCUCUUGCAGCAGCUGCUUUAAUAGGAUUUGUUGGACCCAUAUCAGCCAUAGGAUCCAUAUUAGCCGGGAUAGAUUACAGUGGACUGGACCACGUAAUGGUGGUGGCAUGCGGUGGAUUACUGCCCAGCUUCUGGCAGGUGAUUAAGAGAGCGGUGAGGUUAGAGAGAAGGAAAGGCAGUGUGGGGAUGGUGCUGGGACUAGCGUGUGCUGUUGUGUGUCUGACUUUCACGAGACUCGUGUGCUUGCACACGCCCUACUGCAAUUCUGCACCUGAGGCUGUUAGAUGAUGAUUCCUUGUGAACACACACACACACACUCUCUCUUUCAUUCCAUGUUGUUGUAAGAUAUGUACUUCAUACUCUGGUUUAACUUGUGUCAAUAGAAACUUGUUGGAUGGUAGGUUGAAUGGAAAAGAGAGUGUCUUGUACUGUUAACCUAAAUAUAUAUGUUUGGAUUGAGAUAAAGUAGAUGGGGGCUUUCUUUAGCUCUAAUCUACUGGAAUGUAACAACACUUUUGACCAUAGAUUGCUUAUUUUAUUUUUCUU